UUCUGUUCAGUGAACACUAGAGGGCUGCAAUGAGCUUAUGUACGACCGCAACCAAUGGACCUUCAAAAACUAUCGCAUUUUCUUCAUCGGACUGGGUAAAAAAAAAUACUGCAAACUGACUGCAUGUUAUGUUGACGUCCGCGGUGGAGAUCCUACAGCCUUUGACCGUGAUCGACUCCGAGGGGCUGCCUGAUUGGACAAAAGGAUAAUCCCAGGGCUAUAUACUACUGUCCUCCACACCGUCCUCUCAUCCACUAACAAUCUCCGGGCUCUGCACUAGUGCCGCAGCUCCUCGCCGGAGUCAUACCUGGAUGACCGGGGACGGGCCCGCCUGGAGAAAUGUAUUUAUGAUGCAUUGGAUUUCUGAGCGGUAUUAUUAGCAGGCGUCAGAUCCCAAACUUUGCUGCGGUGGUGGAACACCGCAGGCUGCAGGACUCGGAACCCGUGUUCCGCACAACAGACGCAGUGGUUUGGAUGGUGGAGGUGCAGACGGGAUCGCUCGCUUUCUCCAUGAACUAGAAUCACAUGUCAGUGAGGGGGUCAGUACUAGCAAACUUCUCUCAAGGAUAGCCAGCGUCUUUCUCUCUGCCCCAGUUUGGGGAGACUGAGGAAGUCAUAGCCUAACAUGUCUACGAUUCGAAGGAAGUUUGCCGAGGACUACCGGUUGGUCCACACCGACCAGGGGGUCCAUACCGACCAGGUGGUCCAAACCGACCAGGGCGCCCCUCUCUCCAAGCCCGCCAGGCAGAAGAGGCAGCGGCUCGUGGAGAAGAACGGCCGCUGCAACGUGCAACACGGUAACCUGGGAGGGGAGAGCGGCCGCUAUAUCUCCGACCUCUUCACCACCCUGGUGGACCUCAAGUGGCGCUGGAAUCUGCUAAUCUUCAUCCUGACCUACACGGUGGCCUGGCUGGUCAUGGCCUCCAUGUGGUGGGUCAUUGCCCUCAUCCGCGGCGACCUCCGGCCGGGCGGCCACGAUGCGUCCCACACGCCGUGCGUCGCCAACGUGUACAACUUCCCGUCCGCCUUCCUGUUCUUCAUCGAGACCGAGGCCACCAUCGGCUACGGCUACCGGUACAUCACCGAGAAGUGCCCCGAGGGCAUCGUCCUGUUCCUCUUCCAGUCGCUGCUGGGCUCCGUGGUGGACGCCUUCCUCAUCGGCUGCAUGUUCAUCAAGAUGUCGCAGCCCAAUAAGCGCGCCGAGACGCUGAUGUUCAGCCGCACCGCCGUGCUCUCCCGGCGGGACGGUCGGCUGUGCCUCAUGUUCCGGGUGGGGAACCUCAGGGACAGCCACAUGGUGUCAGCACAGAUCCGCUGCAAACUUAUCAAGUCAAGGCAGACCUCUGAGGGGGAAUUCCUGCCCCUUGACCAGUGUGAGCUGGACGUGGGCUUCGGCACGGGGGCGGACCAGCUCUUCCUGGUGUCCCCGCUCACAAUCUGCCACCAGAUCACCAGCCGGAGCCCCUUCUUCGAGCUGUCGCAGCGCUCCCUCCGAAGCGAGCAGUUUGAGAUCGUGGUCAUCCUGGAGGGCAUCGUGGAGACCACCGGGAUGACAUGCCAGGCCCGGACAUCCUAUACCGAGGAUGAGGUACUCUGGGGGCAUCGCUUCCUCCCAGUCAUGUCCCUGGAGGAUGGCUUCUUCCGGGUGGACUACUCCCAGUUCCACAACAACUUUGAGGUCCCCACACCCCCGCACAGUCCUGUCUGUUCUGCCAAGCCACAGCUUUAAGAAGUAUAUAUUCUCUCAUAUUUAAUUUAUACUUUCUGUUAUAGCCCCAUGCAUUCCUGACGUUACUGUUAAACACCAUUUCAUUGGAUUAAAUUGGAUAUUUACUUCACACCGAUUCUUCCUAUACACAUGUUCAUAAUUCUGGAGGAAGGUUAAUGCACAUAACG
Gadus chalcogrammus (walleye pollock) is the source of this 1896-nucleotide messenger RNA. RefSeq names its product G protein-activated inward rectifier potassium channel 1-like. NCBI's taxonomy places the organism in Eukaryota, Metazoa, Chordata, Actinopteri, Gadiformes, Gadidae. Gene Ontology annotation, molecular function: G-protein activated inward rectifier potassium channel activity. Gene Ontology annotation, cellular component: plasma membrane. The coding region runs from base 626 to 1729 and encodes 367 amino acids. The record is from RefSeq and is a predicted model, not a curated record. Gene Ontology annotation, biological process: regulation of monoatomic ion transmembrane transport; potassium ion import across plasma membrane. The transcript is spliced from 4 exons.